Messenger RNA from Coffea arabica (coffee), 2757 nucleotides. The record is from RefSeq and is a predicted model, not a curated record. NCBI's taxonomy places the organism in Eukaryota, Viridiplantae, Streptophyta, Magnoliopsida, Gentianales, Rubiaceae.
AUGACAUGUAAUCCAGCAUGGAAGGAGAUUCAAGAAAACUUGAAAUACCAUGAAAAACCUCAAAAUCGGCCAGACCUUCUAGCUAGAGUUUUUAGAGCCAAGUUUGAACUUCUUAAAGCAGAACUUCUGAAUAAACAAAUCUUUGGUGACGUUGCAGCAUGCGUUUAUGUGAUCGAGUUUCAAAAGCGAGGCUUUCCUCAUGCCCAUCUAUUAUUGAUCUUAAAACCUGGUCACAAGCUGCUUAAUCCGGAGUCAUACGACAAAGUAGUUUGUGCUGAGUUGCCCGACAAAGAUCGAUAUCCUCACUUAUAUUCCCUUGUUGUCAAACAUAUGAUCCAUGGUCCUUGCGGAGCCAUGGAUAAAUCUUGUCCUUGCAUGAGAGAUGGAAUCUGCAAAAAUCGCUAUCCAAAGAACUUUUGUGCUCAAACGACUCAUGGUGAGGAUACUUAUCCAUAUUAUAGACGGAGAGAUGAUGGCAAGAGAGUCAAGGUCCGCAGAUUUACUCUUGAUAAUAGAUGGGUUGUGCCUUACAACCCAUACCUACUUGCCUUAUUUGAUUGCCACAUCAACAUGGAAAUUUGUUCAACUUUGAAACUCGUGAAAUACUUAUAUAAGUAUGUUUUCAAAGGGCAUGACCUGGUGAGCUUUAAGAUUAUUUCCUGUGAAUCACCCAAUGAUACUGAUGAAAUAAAAGACUUCCAGAAAGGUAGAUGGGUUUCGCCUCCGGAGGCUUUUUGGCGCAUUUAUGAAUUUAAACUCAAUGAGAUGACUCCAGCAGUUUACACCCUUCAAGUUCACCUUCCAGACCAGCAAUUUGUUUCCUUUGUCAAAAAUUCUGACUUGUUCCAACUGCUGAGCAAAGUUGAUUUUUCUAAAACAAUGUUAACUCAGUUUUUCUGCAUGAACAAAACAAAUAUAAAAGCACAAAAUCUGAAGUGCUUCUAUAGAGAUUUCCCUGAACAUUUUGUUUGGUCUGCUAAAUAUAAAGAGUGGACUGAACGAAAACGUCGAAAAGUGAUCGGUAGGAUGGUGACUGUUAGUCCAAAAGAAGGAGAAAGGUAUUAUUUGAGGUUACUUCUAACUCAUAUUGCUGGACCGACUUCUUUUGAAGACCUUUUGACUGUUAGUGAACAGAGAUUUGCCUCAUUCAGAGAGGCUGCUCUAGCUCUCGGCCUUCUACAGUCUGAUGCAUACAUCGAGGACACACUUCAGGAAGCGGUAGCGUUUCAGAUGCCUUCCUCGUUGAGAUUAUUAUUUGCCACUCUUCUUGUGUAUUGUUCCCCGGCAGAUCCUAGGUCACUUUGGGAAACAUUUGAACCAGAACUUUCUGCCGACUAUCACCAUCAUCAACCAUCCCAUGGCCUUUCUUCUCCUGAAAUUAGAAGAAAGGUCCUGCAGGAUAUAAACAACUCACUUGAACAAAUGGGCAAAAACAUUGCUGAUUUUCACUUUGUCUCCGGUGACUUCACAUGCGGUUACGCUGAAAGGUUAACAAAGGAGAUUGAGAAUGAAAGAAGCUUAGCGGUAGCGCCCGAGGAUUUGUUAUUGCCUCAGAAGUUAAAUUUUGAGCAAAAACAUGCCUACGAUGUGAUCCUAAAAGCAUGUUUUUCCUUCGAAGAACAAGCUUUUUUCGUCGAUGGCCCGGUGGCACCGAACCAUGUUGCCCUUGCAGUGGCAACAUCUGGAAUUGCAGCAUCAAUCCUUCCUGGUGGGCGGACAGCUCACUCGAGAUUCAAGAUACCACUUGAUUUCUCAAAAACUAAGAGUUGUCAGCUUAGUAAACAGAGCUCUGCUGCAAAACUCCUUUUUGAAUCUACGCUUAUUUUGUGGGAUGAAGCUUCAAUGGCUAAGCGGGAAACAAUUGAAGCAUUUGACGAGCUGCUAAAAGAUUUAAUGGAUUCAGAUUUGCCUUUUGGAGGAAAAGUUGUCGUUUUUGGUGGCGAUUUUCGGCAAACUCUACCUGUCAUUGAACAAGCAACUAAAGAACAACUCAUAGAAUCAACCUUCCCCAUUUCUCCCCUGUGGCCUAAACUACACAAGCUCAGGCUCACAGAAAACAUGCGGGCUAUGUUUGAUCCGGGAUUUUCACAUUUUCUUUUAAGUGUAGGAGAGGGGAGGGAACCUGUCGAUGAUCAGGGCGAAAUAACUUUGCCACCAGAUAUAGUUAUUCCAUAUCUAGAUAAAGAGGAAUCUCUCAACAGGUUAAUAGAGAGCGUGUUUCCAGAUUUGAACCUCUAUGCACGUGAUCCUUAUAACCUGAUAAAUAGGUGCAUCCUUGCUCCUAAAAAUAGCUCGGUUGACGAGCUCAAUGAAAUAAUGAUUAGGAGGUUUCCUGGGAGCCUUCAAACUUAUAUUAGCUCGGACAAGACUGUUGAUCAGCUGCAUCAAAGUGAUUAUGAGGACUUCCUCAAUUCUCAAAAUCCUAAAGGUCUCCCUCCUCAUAAGUUACUAUUGAAGGAAAACUGCCCGCUGAUGCUUCUAAGGAAUUUAAACCCAGCUGAGGGUCUAUGUAAUGGAACACGGUUAAUAUGUAGAGAUCUUGGGCAACACACGAUUUCUGCUGAGAUUGGUCAAACUCUUGACUACGUCGGCAUCUAUCUACGAGAACCAGUUUUUUCUCAUGGACAGUUGUAUGUCGCUCUGUCUAGAGCUAGGACUGCGGCUAAAGUUAAAAUUCUACUUGUUCCUGGGACAUUUGAUGGCACAAAAGUAGAUUGCAAAACUCGAAAUGUCGUCUUUGCUGAGAUUUUAGAUUAA